This is a messenger RNA of Belonocnema kinseyi, 597 nucleotides long. Its product is annotated as GTP-binding protein Di-Ras2. Gene Ontology annotation, cellular component: plasma membrane. The record is from RefSeq and is a predicted model, not a curated record. The transcript has 3 exons. Gene Ontology annotation, biological process: signal transduction. The coding region runs from base 7 to 597 and encodes 196 amino acids. NCBI's taxonomy places the organism in Eukaryota, Metazoa, Arthropoda, Insecta, Hymenoptera, Cynipidae. Gene Ontology annotation, molecular function: GTP binding; GDP binding; GTPase activity.
GUCAGGAUGCCGGAACAGAGUAACGACUAUCGAGUCGUUGUCUUCGGAGCAGGUGGUGUUGGGAAGAGUUCUUUGGUUUUGCGCUUCGUGAAAGGCACCUUUCGGGAAUCAUAUAUACCAACCAUCGAGGACACCUAUAGACAGGUGAUCAGCUGCAACAAAAAUAUUUGCACGCUUCAAAUUACGGACACAACGGGGUCUCAUCAGUUUCCUGCAAUGCAACGACUUUCCAUAAGCAAAGGGCAUGCCUUCAUCUUGGUGUACUCCGUCUGCUCGCGACAGAGUCUUGAGGAACUUCGACCGAUUUGGGCUGUCAUUCGAGAACUUAAAGGACAGGAUAUUUCACAAAUACCUAUAAUGCUGGUCGGAAACAAAUGUGAUGAGAGUCCUUCUGUGAGGGAAGUAUCAUUGAGUGAAGGAGCAGCAGAAGCAGCGAAUUGGGGCUGUGGUUUUCUAGAGACCUCGGCGAAAACGAAUCACAACGUAAAUACUCUUUUUAGGGAUCUACUAACGCUUGAGAAGAACCGAUCAGUUUCGCUGCAACCGGUACAGAGUAGUAACGCGAUAAGCCUUAAGGAAAAGUGUGCUGUUAUGUAA